Messenger RNA from Cynocephalus volans (Philippine flying lemur), 1205 nucleotides. RefSeq names its product cytosolic thiouridylase subunit 1 (gene CTU1). Gene Ontology annotation, biological process: tRNA wobble position uridine thiolation. Gene Ontology annotation, cellular component: mitochondrion; cytosolic tRNA wobble base thiouridylase complex. The record is from RefSeq and is a predicted model, not a curated record. Gene Ontology annotation, molecular function: tRNA binding. The coding region runs from base 76 to 1128 and encodes 350 amino acids. NCBI's taxonomy places the organism in Eukaryota, Metazoa, Chordata, Mammalia, Dermoptera, Cynocephalidae. The transcript is spliced from 3 exons.
CGGGCUUCCGCGUGGUAGGCAACGUUUGGGCGUCCAGCACAGCGUUCUGCCCAGGAGAAGCCAACCCAUCCCGUGAUGCCCGCCCCGCCAUGCUCUUCCUGCCAUGCGGCACGUGCCGCCCUCCGCCGUCCAAGCUCGGGGUGCGCGCUGUGUGGCCCCUGCUUCUGCGCCGCCUUCGAGGCCGAGGUGCUCCACACGGUGCUCGCUGGCCGCCUGCUGCCGCCCGGCGCCGUGGUGGCCGUGGGCGCCUCGGGAGGCAAGGACUCCACCGUGCUGGCGCACGUGCUGCGCGAGCUCACGCCCCGCCUGGGCAUCUCGCUGUGCCUGGUGGCCGUAGACGAGGGCAUCGGCGGCUACCGGGACGCGGCGCUGGCGGCCGUGCGGCGCCAGGCUGCGCGCUGGGAGCUACCGCUCACCAUCGUGGCCUACGCAGACCUCUUCGGGGGCUGGACGAUGGACGCCGUGGCCCGCAGCACGGCCGGCUCUGGCCGCAGCCGCUCCUGCUGCACCUUCUGCGGGGUGCUGCGACGCCGAGCGCUGGAGGAAGGGGCGCGCCUCGUGGGAGCCACGCACAUUGUGACGGGACACAACGCUGACGACAUGGCCGAGACUGUGCUCAUGAACUUCCUGCGGGGCGACGUGGGGCGGCUGGCCCGGGGCGGGGGCCUGGGCUCCCCGGGCGAGGGGGGCGCCCUGCCGCGCUGCCGCCCGCUGCAGUUCGCCUCGCAGAAGGAGGUGGUGCUGUACGCGCACUUUCGUCGCCUCGACUACUUCUCCGAGGAGUGCGUCUACGCGCCCGAGGCCUUCCGCGGCCACGCCCGCGACCUGCUCAAGCGCCUGGAGGCGGCGCGGCCCUCGGCGGUGCUGGACCUCGUGCACUCGGCAGAGCGCCUGGCGCUGGCCCCGGCCGCGCGGCCCCCGCCCCCCGGCGCCUGCUCCCGCUGCGGGGCGCUGGCCAGCCGCGCGCUCUGCCAGGCCUGCGCCCUCCUGGAAGGCCUGAACCGCGGCCGGCCCCGCCUGGCCAUCGGCAAGGGACGCCGGGGGCUGGACGAGGAGGGGCCGCAGGGGGCGCCCUGGGAUCGGGAUCGGGCCCGGCUGCCCGCCUCUGAAUCUAUCCCCACCUUCUAGUGACUCCGGGUCUCCAGCUGAGAUCCCCCAGAGGGGACUGCCUGUAAAUAACACUGUGAAUAAACCCGUUACCUUGC